UCGUGUCUCCGGUCUGGCGGACGUUGCCUGUUCCAGGGAGUCACCUUGUCCCGGCUGCUGCAUCUGCUGUACCGGUGAGAGAGCUGGGAGACCCUCCGGCUCAGAGGCACACAGAGGCAGGCAGGCAGCUAGAAUCUGACCGGGGGACUGCGGGCUCUGACCGACCGACGGAAACAUGGCGGACAAGAAGCCCAAGACCUCCCCGAAGGCCAUCAAGUUCUUGUUCGGAGGCUUGGCCGGGAUGGGUGCCACAGUCUUCGUGCAGCCGUUGGACCUGGUGAAGAACAGGAUGCAGCUGAGCGGUCAGGGCACGAAGGCUCGAGAGUAUAAAACCAGCUUCCACGCUCUGUUCUCCAUCCUGAAGAAUGAGGGAGUCAGAGGCAUCUACACCGGUCUGUCUGCAGGUUUGUUGCGUCAGGCGACGUAUACGACGACUCGUCUGGGAAUCUACACCAUCCUGUUUGAGAAGAUGACCGGAGCUGACGGACGACCGCCAAACUUCUUCCUCAAGGCUCUGAUCGGUAUGACAGCUGGAGCUACAGGUGCAUUUGUGGGGACGCCAGCAGAGGUCGCUCUGAUCAGGAUGACAGCUGACGGACGUCUCCCUGCAGACCAGAGGAGAGGUUACACAAAUGUUUUUAACGCUCUGGCUCGAAUCACCAGAGAAGAAGGCGUCACCACGUUAUGGAGGGGGUGUGUUCCCACCAUGGCUCGAGCAGUGGUGGUGAACGCAGCUCAGCUGGCCUCUUACUCUCAGGCCAAACAGGCGCUGCUGGACACAGGUUAUUUUGGGGACGAUAUUUUGUGUCACUUCUGUGCUAGUAUGAUUAGUGGUCUGGUUACCACGGCAGCAUCGAUGCCCGUUGACAUCGUUAAGACCAGGAUCCAGAACAUGAGGAUGAUCGACGGGAAGCCCGAGUACAAAAAUGGUUUGGAGGUGUUGCUGCGAGUGGUGAAAAACGAGGGUUUCUUCUCUCUGUGGAAAGGUUUCACGCCGUACUACGCUCGGCUCGGUCCUCACACAGUCCUCACCUUCAUCUUCCUCGAGCAGAUGAACCGCCUCUACAAGACCCACGUCCUCGACCGCUGACACACACACACACACACACGCACACACACACACACACACACUGGAACACACACUGCCAUAAGCACACACGCAGCCAGCAUUUUGAAUGAAGCUCAGCGAGAGUCAGUGUUAAACCAGGACUGUACCUAGUUACACACACACACACACACACACACACACACACACACACACACACA
Molecule: messenger RNA, 1266 nt
Organism: Epinephelus fuscoguttatus (brown-marbled grouper)
Lineage: Eukaryota; Metazoa; Chordata; Actinopteri; Perciformes; Serranidae
Gene: slc25a11
Product: solute carrier family 25 member 11
Exons: 9
Coding region: 176-1090 (304 amino acids)
Biological process (GO): phosphate ion transmembrane transport; malate transmembrane transport; succinate transmembrane transport
Cellular component (GO): mitochondrial membrane
Molecular function (GO): succinate transmembrane transporter activity; thiosulfate transmembrane transporter activity; antiporter activity
Source: RefSeq, a predicted model, not a curated record